Dendrobium catenatum is the source of this 2096-nucleotide messenger RNA. RefSeq names its product increased DNA methylation 1-like. Lineage: Eukaryota; Viridiplantae; Streptophyta; Magnoliopsida; Asparagales; Orchidaceae. Gene Ontology annotation, molecular function: acyltransferase activity, transferring groups other than amino-acyl groups. The transcript is spliced from 7 exons. The annotation marks the transcript as partial. The record is from RefSeq and is a predicted model, not a curated record.
UUUGAUGUUUUGCAUCAGGAACUUCCAGAAGGGAGCUGGUAUUGUGAGAACUGUAUUUGUAAAAUCUGCAACAACCUAGCAUGCAAGAAAGAGGAUUCAAGUACCUUGUCUGUAUUUGAAUGCUCACAAUGUGGACAUAAAUAUCAUGGAACAUGCUUCAUGGACAAAUUUGGUCAUUGCGAGGAUGCUGGAUCUAAUACCUGGUUAUGUGGAGAUAACUGUAAGAGGGUUUUUUUGGGAUUGCGAUCUCGUGUUGGGAUGCCAAAUAUUAUUGAGGAUGGAUUAUCAUGGACUAUUUUGCGAUGCAAUCAUGAUGAUCAAAAUGUUUAUUCAACACAAAAAAUUGCACUAAUGGCUGAGUGCAACUCAAAGUUAGCAAUAGCUUUGACUUUAAUGGAAGAAUGCUUUGUUCCAAUGGUGGAUCCUAGAACUGGCAUUGACAUCGUACCACAUGUCUUAUACAAUUGGGGGUCCAGAUUUGCUCGUCUAAAUUAUCAAGGAUUUUAUUCUGUUAUUCUAGAGAAGGAUGAUACACUUAUCUCUGUGGCAUCAAUAAGGGUGCAUGGCAUAAAAGUAGCAGAAAUGCCUUUCAUCGCAACAUGUGGUCUUCAACGUCGUCAAGGAAUGUGCAGGCGUCUUAUGAAUGCAAUUGAAACGAUGUUAAGAUCUUUCAAGGUUGAGAUGAUUGUUCUCUCAGCAAUUCCCAGCUUGGUUGAAACUUGGAUGGCUGGAUUUGGUUUCAAUUGUAUUGACGCUGAAGAGAAAAAACUUUUAGAUGACAUUAACUUGAUGUUGUUUCCUGGAACAGUUCUGCUGAAAAAGAAACUAUAUGUUGCUUCAAUAGAAACAGGGGGAAAUGAUCAAUUUUGUUCAACACAAGAUGAAUCUCAUAUUUUGGUGGGUUUUGAUGGAAAGAAACAUGUGGAAGCAAGUCAAUGGCCUUCUGAAGAUGGUGGAUUCGAAUUGGAUCUAUAAUCCAUUCUCUCAACUUCAUCAAAUCUUGAACAACAGGAUCACUGUCUGCGCAAAAGUUUAAUAAUACCUUCCCGUAAACCCUAUUCCAACAGCUAAUUAAGGCUACGAGGCGGGCUGAUUUUUCCCUUGCUACAUACUGAAAUAUAGAUGACUGAUCCAGUUGGCUUCAGAAGUGAAACGUGGUUUUGCUGAUAUGCAUCUGAUAUCAGGUCAAUGACCCAGGAACAUUUAACGCUUAAAAUCUUCCUGAACUGCUUAUCUGAAAUCUUUUGAUGAUCCUUUACAAAGCCGUAGCAUUCUCAAUUAAAUCAAGAUUUCUUUUGCUAGUGUUGAUGCUGUUAUGAUGUUUGAAGAUGAAACCCUGAGGUAGUUUUAUGUGCUUUUAUUCCGUGAAAAGCUGCAAUGAGCUGAGUGAUAUUUUGUGGGCGUAGAAUUAUAGUACUCUGAUAGAAAAAAGGCUACGGUAUCAGUUUUCCAAGAGUACGACAUGAAAACCUUGAUGCGAUUAUCUAAGUUGGAGUGAACUCUAGCGGUGGCCAGUUCUAUUAUGUUACUAUAAUUAACAAAAAGAUUCCAGCAGAUAAAAAAAUUUCCGGAGGUAUAUUUGUGAAAUUCUAAUUAUGCUUUAAUGGAGGAGGUGCAUUUCUCUUCUGUGGUUAAAAAAAUCAGUUGAUUAGUGAUCAACCAUCUGGGGUUUCCUGCAUUGUCCAUAUGGAAAUUUCCGAAGUAGUUGAACUAUCGAAGCUUUCAAAUAGUUGCUUCGAGACCUAAUCUUACUAUUUACUUUACAACGCUUGAUCAAAUAGAAUGUUAAUCUUCAGCUGCCGGAAAUAUUUGAGAACAAAAAUCAAUUCAGUGCCAGCUAUCAACUUUAGCUUCUGACAUUCACAUGGUUCUGAUGACUUCGUGAUUCCAUUAAUUGUAGCAAAUUCAUUCAAUUCUUUUGAAGGAAACUAUAUAGAGUGCAUAACUGUUAAUUUUGUUUUCCAUCAUUAAGGUAGCCUGUAUAAGUUACUUUUCUGAUAAUGGCGUUCUGCGAAUGUUUACUUGAUUAAAUUUUUGCACUGCUUUGUUUGGGUACUGCGGUGGCUGUUGAUUGAAAACAAUUUUUGUUUCGAACA